Molecule: messenger RNA, 7601 nt
Organism: Bombus terrestris (buff-tailed bumblebee)
Lineage: Eukaryota; Metazoa; Arthropoda; Insecta; Hymenoptera; Apidae
Product: nose resistant to fluoxetine protein 6
Exons: 10
Coding region: 5221-7371 (716 amino acids)
Molecular function (GO): acyltransferase activity, transferring groups other than amino-acyl groups
Source: RefSeq, a predicted model, not a curated record
GAAUCGCUUUCAAUGUUUUACCGCUUCCCUCGGUCAAUGCCACUUUUCGCAAGAGUCUCGUAGUGUUCCACUUUUCCGUAAGUAUCGACAGUAACACGGCCGUUGUGGCUUUCUGUCUUAGGGAUUCGAAUAUUACCAGCGUGACUUAUGCCGAAAAUUGGUACACCAUAUACAGAUGCACUUUACUUCGAAUUUUUUCGAAACGGAAUACCGACGUGACAUUUGCAUCGGUUGCAACACAUUGAAAAAGAAUGCCACUCAACGCGCGUACUUAAAUACUACCAUCUACGCAAUAUCUAAGAAUAGAAUACGCUUUCCUACUGUCCGUAUAUUACUCGUUACACUUUUCGGGUCGCAUUUUCAAACGCUCUCUCGCCAUUUGGUACGACCAGGGUCGCACCUGAUACAGGUGAAAGCGUUAGUCCAGACUUUUUCGAUUUUAGACUUACGAGGCUCGAUUUUUCCAACGAACCUCGGAAAACCAGUGCCGCUACUGGUUCACUCUGGCGUCACAUAUAUCGUAUCGCUGAAUUUUUACUUAAGAAAUGGACGAAAAUAAGAUCACGGAGAACGGAUGUUUCGUACGACUAAAUAAACAUGUACGUAGUUGCGAGACGUAUUCUUCGCGUCUAUUAGAAACGACUCCUGGAAGAUUUUAUGCGACUGGCAUAGCAUAACAUUGAAACUCCGAUGAUUAAACAUCGUACGAUUAUUUUCGAUUGUCUCGGGAUUUCCGACAGCAGCGUCGGAACCGAUGAACGGUACAAUUCGCCUAAAGAGGAACAAACUGGUUUUCGUUCUGGUACUUUCGACAUAUCCUGCUACGAAGAAAGAGUUAGUGGAUGUGUGUAGAAAAUGAAUAGCACUGAAUGAUUCGAGAAAGCAACGAUUCACCUUCGAAACAGUUUCCAUACGAGGGAUUAUUUUUCCAGGAAAAUUUCGCCGUUAACAGGAAACGAACUCGAACGGGAAAGAUGUUUAUUUUGUUUAAAUUUCAUUUUUCUAAAACUCCCCAUCGAGAUAACCAGAUAGAAAGCGUUAUUUUACUCUCCGUUAAUUCGAUCAAGCGAGAGUAAAAUUCCGUUAGGGUUUAUUAUUUCCGGUGAGAAUUCUGUCUGUUAAAUUCUGCCCAAUUUCCAAGCGAAGGAAAAGUGCACGAUGCGAAUUUCAUGACUUUCUCCUCCCGUGACGCUCUGUGUUCCAUUAUCAUUGUAGGAAGUUCAAAGCGCAAUUACGCGGUGAAAAAUACCUCGAGGCUAUUAGGGAGAGAACAAACAGCGUUAGAAACGCAAUCUUUAUGACAUUCGAAAUUUCUGUUCGUAACGGCACCAAUCACGAAGCAAGUAUUCGUCGUUCAACUUUCGAUUAUAUUCAACUUCGACCGGCCUUCCCAAAUUCUCUAAUAUAAUUUUACGAUAUUCCACGUGUUAGUCGCAUUCAUCGUGAUAUUUAAACUUAGUUCGUAGAUUUUCUUUUUAUUUUAUUUGAAAGAAUUUUACAAUCAAUUCUCAUUGAGAAUUAUAAGUAAAUUAUUCCGACGUGCCACUGUGUCGUGUGUAGUUGGUGGAUGUAAGAAAAAGCUUAACUAAAAGAAUCUCCGACAUAACGAAGAUAUGAUAGGCAGAGUACGAAUUUCUCCAUUGUUUUGCUUGUGUUUAAAAAAAUAUAAAUUUGCAUAAACAUCCGCGAUCCAGCUAUGCCGAGAUUCGGUGCUAUUUCUAAAACAAUGGACGAGUUUCUUCGAUGGUGGCGCGUCACGCUGCUUAACUCGGCGACAAGCUUAUGGAUGAGUGUUCUUAGGAUUUCCGCGAAUAUCCUUCGUGAUACGUGUAAAGGUAACGUUAGAAAGUUUCAAGGAAGACUCGGUCUUCAGACACGGUCGAAGUAGAAACCGCGGCAAUUAUCGAAAUUACGUCACACUAGAUACAAAAACAGCCCGGAGAAAGGAUUACAUGGAAACCGGGCUUGCAAACGCAACUUUCACGUAACGCUGGACUUUUCUUCGGCUGUUCUCAAUCCUUUAUCAUUCUGUUUCUCGGACUGCAUAAACGCCGUGAUAUAAUAACGGUUCGCGAACAACGUCGCCGAACAGCACCGUCUCAGUCUGCCGCUUCCUAGUUCGUGGAACACGCCGUCUCACGAUCUAUCGAAAUCUUCACGCGGCCAGUUCUUGUAUAAGACACGUAAACGCGUAUGCAACCGCUUUCGACGAAUCUUGAAAUGCUUAAAAUGCUCGUUUAGAUUAUAAUUAUACGCAGUUUACUCGUAUCGGAACUUCUCUCGUGUCUGAUUUAUUAUUUCGACCUCAGGAUUACAUAAACAGAUAUUUCCUUAUGUACUUUCUAUUAUAUGUUUCGCCUUCGAACAGGUUUCCUUCCACAUAAACUUACAUGGGCAAGUAGAACGCGUCCUACACGAGUGCUUAUUCUAUCCUGUUCGAAACUUGCACCAAUUUCAAUGAAAAUCAGCCGAAUUCCCGCAACCGCAAACAGACACCGAUCGAAUUGAUUUUCGUCUCUCUUGCUCGACGAGGUGGCGGUUCUUUCUAAAAUAUGUACGAAAAGUAGGAAGCAUAUACGUAUCUGCGUUCAAAGUUACGUAACGACAUUCCUGUUGAAUACAUUGCUAGCUGCUUGUCUUAUGUACGUCAAGACCCUUUAAUUAACGACGACUAAAGCCCGUUAAAUAGAGGGAAAAGCACGCCUUCGUACAAAUAGCGUUCGUCGAUAGAAUUCCAGUGUUUAGAGUUAUCUCGGUAUUCGAUCGAGCAUUAAAUUGUCAAGUUUAUGAGCCAUGUAUGAAGUCGCUCGAUCGUUCGUACCAUCCAACAACAAGUCGAUAGUUCGUAGGCGAGUUUCGAUAAAUUUUACUUGCAAAAUCUGCCGAUCGAGUACAAAGCCGCUGGCUAACGUAACCAACGGACGUUUUCGUUCAUCGAUCAGAGAUUAUGGAACGCGUUUAAGUGGCCGUUUCGCUUCCUGCUCGUUAGAAAACUGAAUCAAACGCGUUAUAAUUUUAUUCUGGUGUCGCAUAACACAGCUUGAUACAACCAAUCGAUGAACGUAUCCUCGGAUUAUGGAUUCCGGGCUUUAUUAUUAACGAGAGAAUUAAUGCGAAACAGGAAUCAAGAAAUCGCCAUACUACCGAUUUUUUUAUAAUCCAUUAUAAAAGGUCAACAUGAUGUAACCGAGGCCGAUAAAUUUACCUUCGUAUGAAUGUGUAUGUUUAAAUAAAAUAUUAGAAAACACGUAAUAGAAAUAUUUCUAAAUGAUUCGUGUGUUAAGAUCAACGAAAGUUCAAUCAUGCGUAUAUUAAUAUUGCGACACGAACGAUUACGUUUAGGGGAACCUUUCUCUUUCCAAAUUACUUUCCCUGAUCGAUCGUGCAUACGUGCGAUUUAAAACGUUUAGUCGAUCGGAAGCGAGCGAUAAAAUAAACCGUUACAUUCCACGAUCCAUAGGGGAACUAGUCGUUUCGAGUUAAUCGCCAGAUUCUGGAUUAACUCACUUUAAAACUUCGUUUACCCAUCGAUUUUCCAUCUAGUCGUUCGGUCCGAUACGUAAGAAGUUGUAAUCGCAUUUCGUUCCAUGAAAUUUUAUUAUUUGCUUAUUUUCAUUCCAAGAAUUUGAAUAAAUAUCUCAAUGGUGAUUUUCAAUUAAGCGACGGUCGUAAUUAAUCGUGAUUCGCCAUUCGAGCGUGUAAAAGUCAGCGUCUUUCCCUCGUUGGCGCGAACGCUGCGAGAAAUUUCGUUACAUUCGCUGAUCGACGAAUAAGGAGUACAUGCAGCGAACUGAAUCAGAGUUUUUUAGUAACUCUCGUUGCGAUAGCUCUUGAACUUUAUCAAGGAGACCGCGGCCAUCAGCGUGUUAUUCCAAGCGACAGACCUUGCAAACCGGUCGCAAUCCCUGCAUUGAACUCGUGGAAUUCGCCUUGUUCCUUCCUCUAAUUUCUUUUCCUUUUUUUCCCACAAGACUCUUUAUCGACAGAAAUCGAUUCAAUACCACUGUGUCUCGCCAUUCGUUCGCUCAUCCUACGUACGUCCUGAAAAGGUAACUGACGUUAUAAAAUAACGUAACUCACGAACUGCCGAAUAUUUUGAACGAUAACGAGUCCCUUGUACGUUUCUUGCUCUCUUCCGUAUUUGUACAAAGUACAAAGAUUAGAUGAAAUUGAAAAGGAAAUUGAACGACUAUUGAUAAAUUAAUGGGGCAAGAGUAAGCAAGAUGGUUCCGUUCUUUCACGAAUCAACGAGGAAACGACACGAGUCACGUGUAGAGAUUGAACUUGACUUUCAUUGUUCAACGAAAGAUUGUGUCAGAGAUCACCGCACGUACGCAAAAUCCAUUGUUAUUCUAAUUUCUUUGCGGUUACGCGUUUACGAUUCUACUUUUGUGCGAAUAGAAUCGAUAAUAGGAGGUCUCUGAGUUGCGUUGUUUGUUGGGUUACGGUAGCGUUUGUAAAAGUCCCAUUGAUCGAAUCGAAAUACCAAAUAGGCAAGGUCAAGAAUUAGUCUCGAAUUAGAAUUGUUUGAUUCGUAGAUUCGUUGAAUAAGACCAGCAGUGAAAUAAUAGAAUUAGGAAAAUGGAGAAAAAGCAAUCUCAGUGGUAAUAUUCAACCGAUGAGACGAUGUACCAGCGGAAAUCAAUUACAAAAUGUUUCGGAGGGAAACGUCGGUAAAUUUGUUUCCGCGUAGAACGAUGACAUUGCGAUUUAUUCUACAGCUGCAAUUUACGAAUGAUGUAACGAAUCGUGAUUAAUAAUUACGAUACGCGCUGUAUAUACUACAUAGCGAUCUAUGGAAACGGUUCGAACACCACCACGAUAAUGAUUAGGAUAAUUAGAUAAUAUUACUUUCUUCUGGAAUAUAGAAAGUUCUUGUUAGAGAACAGCUGGAUUCCCAGCUCGCGAUAGAUGUCGUAAUCUUUGGUAAUGAAAAUUAUGUAGCAGAACCACGUCUACGAUCGAACGGCUGUUAUGAAAGUGUAAAUGAAUAGCGCGCGCUAAUAUUUAGCUUACGACAUCAAACGAUUCUCUGUUACUGAAUAUUAAAUAAGAACGCGGGAAAUCUCUAUCGUAUAAACGAACAAUUAUUCAGCGACGAUGAAAAUACCAUGAGCAUUCGAAUCCUUUGUCAAGUACGUUUAUAUGCUACUCGCAUAAGUUUCGAGGCAUAUCAAAACAUUAGUCUUCCAUUGGUAUUUCAUCCAAGGUAAUCCGGAAAUGGCCACUCGUCAGAGAGAAAGUGUCUUGAACGAUGAAGUAGGUCAUCGGCUAGGUAACAAGCAAGUCAUCCUACACGCGAAUGAUGCUUCGGGCAGAUAUACCAACGGCUUCCUAUGGGGAAACUCCUACUAUGUCGGUUCAGCUAUCCAGUGUGCCUACAUCAACGAAGACUAUGGAAGAAAAAUGGCGAAAAUCCAAGAGAAACCGACGAAGGAGGCGAAAGAGUUUAACAGCGAGCCGCAAAAAAUGCACGGAGGCCUCACUGAAAAUAAUCUCUGGACCGGGACAAGAUCGAACAAGUCGCCUCACAAAUUGGGAUUUUAUAUGAUGACCAUUUCAGUGAAUACCACUUUAUUUCCUACGACAAGAAUGAUUUAUCUAGGAGUAUGUUUACCUUUCUCGUGCAACGCUUCCGACGUUUCUGUGAUAGCAAAACUUGCUGGCAGCGAACAGGCAAUGAAACAUUCCACGCUUCACAAGGUUCGAGAUCAGCAUGAUAUGUACGAUAUGUACGAGGACCCAGUCUUCUGGAUUCUAUCUGGUGUGACCGUUGUGGUCGUCUUGCUGAUGGCAAUUGGGACCGGAUAUGAUAUCUAUAUAACGAGAAAAUAUACUCGAGGAAGAAAAGUGAUUUACGAUUUGGAAAGGCACGCGAAACUUGACCAGUUAACUGGCAGAAGUCAAAAGUCUCUCAAUACUGCUUUUCAAGGUAAGGUCUACCUUCCUGUUCCAGCGGCAGAAGCUAUCAUCAACGUACCUCAAUCCUUAGCAAUUAAUAACAACAACGAUCACGAAGUUAGUCUACGCUCAGACGAUCCGAAAGUACAUAAAUUCAGUGUCUUCGAAGAGUUGCUGCUUUCUUUCUCGGUUCGAGCUAAUGUAAAAAUUAUUUGUGACAAUAAAGUCGGAGGCGAUACGAUCAGUACCAUUCAUGGUCUCAGAGCGAUAUCCAUGGCCUGGGUUAUUCUCGGUCACACUUGUAUUAUCAUAUUCAAGUACUCGGAUAAUAUGGAAUAUCGAAAAAUUGUGGAAAGAAAAUUCCUCUUUCAAACUAUAACGAACGGAGCUUUCAGCGUCGAUACGUUUUUCUUCAUGGGAGGCUUACUCGUGAGUUUCCUCUACUUCAGGACAAACGCGAAAGGAGACUUGAAUAAACUGACGCAGGGCACACGGGGCAUCGUCGCAGGUGGCCUCAAGUUCAUCGGUCUCCUCAUGUACCGAUUUUGUAGACUCACAGCUCCCUACAUGUUCAUACUCGGAGUUAAUCAAAUCGUAAUGAAAUGGUUUCAUUCGAAUUCCGUGUUUGAACCACCGACCGCGGAUCAUUACAACUGUCCCAAUUACUGGUGGAGGAAUUUACUCUAUAUCAAUACUUUAUUCCCGGUAGACCAAAUGUGCAUGAUUUGGAGCUGGUAUGUUGCGGAUGACACUCAAUUUUACAUUAUUGGCGCCGUGAUAUUAGUUUUAGCGACAAACCACUUUAAAAUUGCAACCUUCGCGAUGACUACUUUACUACUAAGCUCCUGGAUAACAACAGGAUACAUUGCUUUGAUAAAUAAUCACAUGCCAAGCUCGGACGACCCGUUGGCGCUUUUCGAUAAGAUCUACGAUAAACCAUGGACUAGAUUAGGUCCUUAUUUUAUAGGCAUGUCGGUAGGAUACUUCCUUUUCAAGACUGAUUGCAAAAUAAAAAUGUCCAAGACGACAAUUUGCAUAGGAUGGCUCCUUUCUUUGGCAUCUCUUUCAAGUUUAUUGUACGGUCUGUACGAAACAGAACUUAGUCCUAUAAUGGCAGCUAGUUAUUCUUCGUUAAGUCACAGCGUAUGGGCGCUUGGUUUAUCGUGGAUCGUCGUUGCAUGUAGCACAGGUUACGGAGGAUACGUGAACAGUAUUCUGUCAGCACCGAUUUUAUAUCCAGUUAGCAGAAUAACGUAUUGCGCUUACUUGGUACAUCCGCUUGUGAUUCGAAUGACACCUAUGAACUUGGACUCACCACUUCAUUUAGGAAAAUAUACCAUGAUGAUCACUUUCUUUGGAGCACUGGUUUCAUCGUAUAUAUUAUCAUUUAUCAUAUCGGUAUCCUUCGAAGCUCCUAUUGUGAGCAUGUUAAAGAUACUUUCCCCCAAGAAACGAAAACGCAUACAAUGAUGCCGUGACGCGAUUAUUCGGCAUACUAUAAUUCAUAAAAUUAUUUGUCUUUAUUGUAUGUAAUUAAUGUAAAGAAGAAAUUAGGAAUCAGUGAGAAAAUGUAGACGCGUGCGUAAAAAUUAAGCACAAUUAUACAUUAUUACACUAUUCUGCAUAGUAAUGUAAGUAUUUUGCGUAGUGUUAAGGUUACUAUGUAUUAUUACUUAUAAAAUAAAUUAUUUACCUUUGUA